AUGAAAGCCUUCACUUUCAACGAACUGGCAGUUGAUACUAAGUGCUGUGUUUCUGGAGCUGUUGAUGGGGUUGCAAGUUGCAACCUCUAUCACGGAGUAAGAACAUCGAUUACAAGAAGCUUUGGAAAGCUGAUCCAAUUAUUCUGCCACCUUUGGAUUCGCGGUGGAAAUGAUAAAAUUUCACCUCUUCUGGUGAUUUGGUCAAAAGACACUGACACACGACAUACGUUUAGCUUUUGCUCUAUUGGCAUCAACUUCAUAGUUAUCAGUACGGAAGCCAAAAAACAUGUUUGGCGAUAUCAGUCACAGGUAAAAGACUACUGA
Vicia faba (fava bean) is the source of this 324-nucleotide messenger RNA. The record is from the annotation of a GenBank genome assembly. Lineage: Eukaryota; Viridiplantae; Streptophyta; Magnoliopsida; Fabales; Fabaceae.